AUCUAUCUGUAUGAUAACCACACGGUCUAUGGAAUAUGAUCUGGGCCAGUCUGGAGUGUUGCUAGCUAUAUCUGGUAUCCAGCUAUCUGGGUGUAUCCGGUCCCAAACUGUCGGCACCUCGGGGGGCUCAUCGGUAGAUUCUACCUCAACAAGACCUCGGACCCAGGAAGUUUUGGUCGACAAGCUUUGACCUUCCGACAAACCACGACGACCGCCACCGACCAGCGAUCACCAAGCGAGAUGAACAUGUUCUUCCCAUUCCCCUUGCCUCUGACACCGAAACAAUGGUUUUACAUCGCCGGAACGCAAUGCCUCGUCGCCGGGAUCAUCGAUGGAGGAGCCAAUUUCGGGAUCGCCUAUGCGAUGUAUCAUGGGCAGGAUCAGGUCAAGAUGUGGGUGUUUUCUCAGAAUACGAUCGCAGGGGAUCUCGGAGUCACGCCCAUCAUCCAGACUGCCGUGUCGAUGAUCAUCACCUCGACCCUGGUACACACCGAUCUACAUCAUUCGAUGAUAAAACCGCUGGCCUUUGUCUGGCCGCACGUCGAGCAUCUUCCGGACCCUCACAGGCUGUUCAAGGGCCGGCAGAAGAGUCAAAAAUCCGACCUGGAGAACAAGACUAGCAGCCCGGACCACGCUUCCUCCCACCUUUCUUCUUCCACCUCUUCGUCCCAGCCAAGAAGCACCAUCGGCUACUACUGGGCCAUGUUGAUGAGGUUCAUCUUUGAGGGGACGGAGAAUAACAUGCUGUUCGACGCCGGGAUCAAGCGGUUCCCGAAAAGGUUGGCUUGGACGGCUCUACAAGGGGUAGGGUUGGGGGUGGUUGUGGGGUUUCCGUGUUGGUGUUUGUUCAUAGUGAUCUUGGGGCCGAUUUAUGGGAUGAGGGAUAUGGGGAAUCGGUGGGAUCCGCAGAUCAUCAAGUGCGUGUACGGGUUCUUGCUCGGGAUCAUCACCAAUCCUAUUAUCGCCAUGUUAGCUCUAGGCUCGCAGGCCGAGCACAACCUCCUCGUACAACGCAUCGCCGAAAAGGAGAAGGAGAAGAAUGCGGAGGAAUCGUCCGACUCGGAACCUCGGGAAGUUCUGGUGCCCAACCCAGAGACACCUCCGACUCCAUUGCAACGACCUGCCAUGCCCAUGACCCCGUCUUCUAGGAUCUCGAGACUGCGUAGCGGGUCUUAUGCCAGUUCGAUCCGUCAAUCCGGGUUUACCGUCGAUGUCAGCGACAUUCCUGUGGAUUCGCCCAGUCGGCUCGCCCCGCCGUUGGCCUUGCCAGCGACACCGAUGGGCCCGACGAUGAUGGAACGCUCUGGACCGCCCCAAAUUCAGACUCCUGGGAGUGUCGUUCCUCGACGACCGAGGGCGUUGACGGGUGCAUCUGAGACGGGGUCGUAUUACUCGUUAGGAGGGACCGGAGGGCGAGCCCAGAGGGGAAGAAGAGCGAGCGUGCUCUCGGUCCAACAGGUCGGGACGUCGGGCACACCCAUGGCACCCAACCAGAAUCAGAACCAGAAACAGGCCCAGGCCCAAGACCAAGAUCGAAGCGGGACGGGCGCGAGGCAGAGGACGAUGACGGAAUCCACCAUCAGCCCUAUCCGACAGAUCCCCCCAGCGUGGAUGUCACAAGGCACAGGGAUGACAACGAUGACGGGCAUGGGGAUGGGGAUUGGGUCGGGGACGGGUCGAGCAGAAGAUCCGGACUCGGUAGAGACGCUCACGCUCCCGCCUACGCCUCAUCGGCAGCAUACGGGCAUGUCCCGGUUGAUGGCUGAGAGCAAGUUGGAUGCGCCCAGGGAGAGCGUGGAGAUUAAGGCAGAGGGGGUUGAGGGGGACGUUUUUGGCGGGAACAGCGGAUCGGGUAGGGACAAGUAGCGAAGGGUACUGUGGAUCGGUAGAUGACCGAAAUGUUCGACAACUUUAUAAUUCACGUGCAAGUCUCUGGUUUGUAAGCCGACCCUUGGCGUCGGAAUAGAUGGAUUUGAUUGGUAUCGCUUUGUGGCAUAAUUAUGACAACUAACACUGGAUUAUGGACAACCGAUUCUCUUGC
This is a messenger RNA of Filobasidium floriforme, 2041 nucleotides long. RefSeq lists its product as uncharacterized. The record is from RefSeq and is a predicted model, not a curated record. The coding region runs from base 241 to 1866 and encodes 541 amino acids. The transcript is spliced from 5 exons. Lineage: Eukaryota; Fungi; Basidiomycota; Tremellomycetes; Filobasidiales; Filobasidiaceae.